GCUUCUUCUUCUUCUUCUUCUUCCUUCUUUCCUCUGAUCCUCUGCCUCUGCUUUCAUUUCGUCCUAUUGUAUUGUACAGCACAGAGCUCAGUCACACUCACACUCACACACUCACUCUGUCCUGUUAAAAACCUCUCGAGAUCUUCACCUCCUCCUUCCUCUCACCUUCUCAGCCCCAGCCCCCUCCUCCAUAUAUAUAUAAAUUCACCUCGCCCCAGAUAGAUAUUUAGAUGAGAUGAAAUUUCCUCAUUGCCCACUUAAGCUUUUCCGCCAUUAAUGCCCUGCCCCCACUCUGCUUGAAAGCAACUCCUCAUUCUCAAUCUCCAUUAUAAUUUCACUCCCCUGUCCAUUGCCUACUCUGUUUUGUAGAUUUCGAAUCCCAUUGGCAGACAUGGAGAUUACGGCUUUUAGUCCCGGAGCCUUGGCCGACCGGAAGCUCCGGAGGCCCGUCCUGAUGCUCAAGGACUACCUCCUGGACGACCUCAGCUCGUGCUCGUCCAAUGGCUUCAAGUCCUUCCCCCGCCGCCCCCAAUGCUGCCCUUCCACCGUCCGCUUCCUCCUAGACAUCGACCUCAAGGCCAGGGGUGAAGCAGCGGCAGCGAGGACUAGGAGGACUACCGCCUCCAGGCGGGCCCACCACCAUCGUGACCGCCCCUCCCUCAAGAGGAACCCCUCCAAGGCUGCGUCCACCACCGUCUCCGCCCUCCACAGGGCCUCCAUGAAGGUCAUCAACGCUGUCAAGCUCCUCCCGUUUCCCUCCGUGGCCAAGUCGGCCACCUCAGGCAAGGCCCGCCGCAGCCUCUUCCCCCGGAGCCUCUCCCGCAAGCUGCUGAGCAAGCGGUUCUGGCGGAGGCCGGAGCCGGAGAUCGGGCGGUGGAGGCUGUUCCGGGAGUUCCUGGCGGAGAAGGACCCACAGGCCGAUCAGCUGAGUACUUCCCAUUCCCAAACCGCGAGCGCCACGUUGACCCCGCGGGUCUCGGCGAGCUCGAGCAGCGGCCAUAACGGCAGCAGCAGCAGCUGGGACAGCAGCGAGUUCGGCGCUGUUGACACUGUCAGCACCUUCAGCGGUAACUCCGUUAGCUCGGAUGGGGACGCCGUCGUUUCCGCCGAAAAAGAUUUACUUUUACCGCCAAAACCUGCGAUGGAGGAGAAAGUAAAAGCGGAUAAAGUCAGCGGGAGAGUCGGCGUUACAGUCGGCGGUAACGAGGAGGAGGAAUCCCCUGGAGCAACCCCUCCCGCUGCAUGCACUGAGGAUUGGCCAAAUGAGGAGAAAGAGCAGUUCAGUCCAGUAUCAGUUUUGGACUGCCCAUUCAAGGAUGAUGAUAAUGAAGAGAUCAGCUCGACAUCGGAGUGUAGUCCCGAGCAUAUUGGAGGGUCUAGGAAAAAGAAUGGGCACAAAAGCCAGAGGAUCAAGAGCCUCUCUCAGUUGGAGCCACUGAACUUAGAUGGAAGGUUAGCGUUCUCUGAGCUCGACCAUGGACCGGUUGCUGAGUCGACCAUGCAGUCAUACUCUAGCCCGAGCACAGCCCAAUAUGCUGAAGAGAACGAAACCAAUGUGGGAGUGGAGGAGCUUCUUAAAGCUAUCAAGAUUAAUAACCCUGCCAUUGGCCUUGAUGUAGACAACCUCUUGUCUGAUUUCUGCAUAGAGAAGUUAGAAUCAGGCAGUGUAUCCACGCUCGAGGCCCUGGAGGUGGUGCAAGACUGGGUGAAUGGGACACCGAGAGAUAUAUCGUCUGGAUGGGAGGUGAAGAGUGGGAGAGCUGCCUACGUGAGGGACAUGGAGGAGAAGUGCGGGAGCUGGAGGGAUUUGAAGGAAGAACGCGAAGAAGUAGCCAUGGAGAUAGAGGAUGAGGUUUGGAGGAGUUUGAUGGAGGAGAUCCUGCUCGAUCUCUAGAGAACACAGUUAUAAUAAUAGGAAGGAAAACUGUCCAAAUGUUGCAUGUUCAGGUAAGAGACCAUCAGAUCGUGUCAAUACAAACAGGUGAAAUAAUGUCUAGGCUGCUUGAUUAGCGAGGAGAGAAAACAAAUAGUAAUUUGGAUCAGAAUCUUAUACUAUGUUUCUUGUUGACAGUUUCAUAAAGUAAUGCUAGCUAGCCUCGAAA
Molecule: messenger RNA, 2102 nt
Organism: Punica granatum (pomegranate)
Lineage: Eukaryota; Viridiplantae; Streptophyta; Magnoliopsida; Myrtales; Lythraceae
Source: RefSeq, a predicted model, not a curated record